This is a messenger RNA of Glycine soja, 1798 nucleotides long. RefSeq names its product cytochrome P450 714A2-like. The record is from RefSeq and is a predicted model, not a curated record. The transcript is spliced from 5 exons. NCBI's taxonomy places the organism in Eukaryota, Viridiplantae, Streptophyta, Magnoliopsida, Fabales, Fabaceae. Gene Ontology annotation, molecular function: oxidoreductase activity, acting on paired donors, with incorporation or reduction of molecular oxygen; iron ion binding; heme binding. Bases 23 to 1687 code for a protein of 554 amino acids.
AGCUAUAAAAUUGUAGAAAUAGAUGUACAAGUCAAAGUGGCUGAGCCAAAGAGUGGAGAUGGAAGUUGAAGGUCAGUGGCAGAUUUCACAGAGAGAGAUAUGCUGGUCAAUGAUGUUCAUAGCUUCAUGGAGCAUCAUUGUAUUAUUAUAUGUGAAACUGUGGUAUAGAUCUCAAAGGAUCAGAUCAGUGCUUCAGAAACAAGGCAUCAAUGGACCAAAACCUUCUUUCCCCUUUGGCAACCUUUCUGAGAUGCAACAGCUCAACCAAGGUGCUCCUGUUUCUCUUGAAGCCUUAGACAAAUGGGCUUUUUCCCUCUACCCCUUUUUCCAUACAUGGAGGCAACGCUAUGGUCCAGUGUUCAUGUACUCCACUGGAACCAAACAACAUCUAUAUGUGGAAAUACCCGAAUUAAUGAAAUGGAUAGGUCUGAACACAUCCUUGGACCUGGGCCGGCCAUCGCAUCUAACAAAAACAUUGAAGCCCUUGCUGGGUGAUGGCAUCAUCAUGUCUAAUGGACUACAUUGGGCCUUCCAAAGGAAUUUGCUUGUUCCUGAGUUUUUCCAGAGCAAAAUUAAGAAUUGGGUGGAUAUAAUGGGAGAAUCAACCAUGGCAAUUAUCAAAAAAUGGGAGAGCCAUAUAACAGAAAGUGAAGGGGGGAUUGCAGAGCUGGUGAUUGAUGGAGAUAUGAAGACUCUUACAGCGGAUGUCAUUUCCAAAGUUUGUUUUGGCACCUCUUAUGCUCUAGGAAAUUUAAUUUUUGCAAAACUGGCCUCCAUGCAAGCUAUACUAGCAAAGUCUAGUGUUCUAUUUGGAUUUCUAAACCUAAGGUUUCUUCCCACCAAGGAAAACAAAGAGCUGUGGAAGUUGCAGAAAGAGGUGGAAACGAUGAUACUAAAAGUGAUCAAAGACCGUGAAGGAGAAAACCAAAAGAGUGGCACACAUGAGAAUGAAAAGGAUCUAUUACAAAUAAUACUAGAAGGUGCUGCCAAUGCCACCACUGGUACUAGUGGAAAGGGUAUUUUUGGGUCCCGGUAUAACAUAAACCAGUUGAUUAUAGACAUUUGCAAAAAUAUUUACUUUGCAGGCUAUGAGAGUAGUGCUCUUGCAAUUAUUUGGACACUGCUGCUACUUGCCUUACACCCUGAGUGGCAACAACGAAUUAGAUCAGAGAUUAUGGAGACCUAUGAUAACACGGUGCCUCAUUCCUUUCUUGACAUGGACAAACUUCGAAACUUGAAAGCACUAACAAUGGUGAUUCAAGAGAGUCUACGACUUUAUGGGCCUUCAACUAUGGCCACAAGGGAAGUGUUGGCCAAUGAGAUGAAGUUGGGGGAAUAUGUGCUGCCUAAAGGCAUCAACUUGUGGUUGUUCACACUUGCGUUGCACCGUGACCCUGAUAACUGGGGACCAGAUGCUAGGGAAUUCAAGCCAGAAAGGUUUGCUGGUGGUGUUUCUUUAGCCUGUAAGUACCCUCAAGCUUAUAUACCAUUUGGUCUCGGGGGUCGAAUUUGCUUGGGCCAAAACUUUGCCUUGCUACAAAUGAAGGAAGUUCUGUGUCUUCUUCUGUCCAACUUCUCCUUUGCUGUUUCACCAAACUAUUGCCAUUGCCCUGUGGAUAGUUUUCUGUUAAUGCCAAAAUAUGGUGUAAGACUUCUUGUUAGCAAGGUUCACAAGACUAGUGCGUAGUUCAGGUUUUGUUCUGUGUUGUCCCAACAUAUGUGACCAAGUCUAGCUAGCUUUGUUAGUGACUUUGUUGGGAUGGAUGAUGCAUAAAUAAAAACUCUUAUGAUUUGCUAA